UACUGUGGUGGCUUCAGUUCUGGGAAGCUGUCACGUUGUCCAUCUUUAUGUGCAGUCUGUGAGUGAAACUAAGAUGCACAGAAGAGACGCAUGUGAGGGAAACGUGGAUUCAAUUAAGGGGGUUUAGAUUUACCCAUAGAGAAAUUGUUGAAAGAAAGAGAGACGGACACAGAGGAAGACAGAGUGAGAACAGGGUGCGUUCCAUCCAUCGUGUCGCUGCAGCAGCUGUCAUCCUUGGAGAGGCUGCCUGCGCCUCUACCAGUUCUCUGCCGUGAUCCAGCUCCUUUUCAUUGGAUUUCACAGCUUGCGGAUGUAGGGAUACGAUUGAAGAGGCGACGCACUCUCGAGCCGUCAGUAGAUUCACUAAUUCUCUUAAAGCUCGUCCGGCCGAAGUCAGAAUAAAGAUGGAGUUCUGGAGGCAAUGCGCGCUGUGGUUAAUACACUGCAAGGUGCUUCCAGCUGAGCACCGGGUUACAUGGGACUCUGCACAGGUAUUUGACUUGGCCCAAACCCUCCGGGAUGGGGUCCUCCUGUGCCAUCUACUCAAUAACCUGAAACCCCAGUCCGUCAACUUGAAGGAAAUCAACCUCAGACCUCAAAUGUCACAGUUCCUGUGCCUCAAGAACAUCAGGACCUUCCUGGAAGCUUGCAGCGAGAUAUUUGGCAUGAAGAAGAGUGAGCUGUUCGAAGCCUUUGACCUUUUUGACGUCAGGGACUUUGGAAAGGUUAUGGACACAUUAUCUAAACUUUCCCACACAGUGAUUGUGCAACAGACUGGAAUCAGACCCUUUCCAACAGAGGAGAGUGUUGAAGAUGAUGGAAUCUACAACCACCUGGAGGAUCUCAUUGAUGAGGUGGAGGAUGAGGAGGAUCUCUAUGACUGCGUGUAUGAUGAUGAAGAUGGUGACGAGAUCUAUGAGGACCUGAUGAAGACAGAAGCUAUGCCUUCUCUGGCGCUUCACAGGCAGGUGGAGACUGACAUCAGGAGCUGCUGUUUAACAGAGAUGAAACAGACAGAGGAGAAAUACACUGAGACUCUGGAGUCUAUAGAGAAGCACUUUAUGACACCCCUCACCAUGUUUUUAUCCACGGCCGAGAUGGACAAGGUUUUUGUGAAUAUCCCAGAUCUUGUUAAAGUUCACAAGCGUUUACUGCUAGAAAUUCAAGACUCCAUCCAUCACAGAAGUGCCCAGAACCUUUACCAGAUCUUCAUCACUUUCAAAGAGAGUUUGUUGAUCUAUGGAAAAUACUGUAGCCAUGUAGAGACAGCCAUUGCCACUCUGGAUACCAUCUGUAAAGACAGAGAGGACAUAUGCAUGAAGCUACAGGAAUGUUCAAAGAGAGCCAACUCUGGCAAGUUCACGCUAAGGGAUCUGCUGGUGGUUCCUAUGCAGCGAGUCUUGAAGUACCACCUUCUCCUGCAGGAGCUGGUGAAGCACACUAAUGAUGUCACAGAGAAGAGUAAUCUGCGGAUAGCACUGGAUGCCAUGAAGGACUUGGCUCAGUACGUUAACGAAGUCAAGCGAGACAACGAGACAUUGCGAGAAAUAGAUCAAUAUCAAAAAUCCAUUGAGAACCUGAAUCAGCGUCUGAUUAACUAUGGUAGGCCCAAAGGUGAUGGGGAAGUGCGGCUGGCCUCGGUGGACAAACGAGCUAAACAAGACAGGCACAUCUUCCUGUUUGAUGCUGCAGUGAUUGUGUGCAAGCGGCGGGGAGACAACUAUGAGAUGAAAGAAAUAAUUGACCUGCAUCUUUUCAAGGUCACCAACAACCUGACAUCAGACAAGGAGAUUCGAAAGUGGUCCUAUGGAUUCUACCUCACUCAUAACAAGGGUCAGAGUGGCUUUGAAUUGUUCUUCAAGACCAAAGAAUUGAAAAAGAAAUGGCUGGAGCAGUUUGGCAUGGCCAUAUCCAACAUUCGUCCUGAGAAUGAGAAUAACAACCUCCAUGAGUUUCGAAUGCACACCUUUGAAAGAAUCACUUACUGCAGUGCUUGCCACAUGCUGUUAAGAGGCAUCUUUUACCAGGGAUACCUGUGCCACAAGUGUCAUCUAGGUGCCCAUAAAGAAUGCCUGGGCCGCUUUGGCUGCUGUGGAAAAACAGAUCCUGGCUCUGUCAGAACUCAGGGCAAAGCUCAAGAUCCAGGUCUGCCCAAGAUGCUGGUAAUCAGGAACUACUCCGGCGUGCCGAGCCCCACUUCUGGUCCAGCAUUGAACAUCCAGACCGGUGAUAUCAUUGAGUUAAUCUGCGCAGACCUUCAAAGCCUGUGGUGGCAGGGCAAACUCCUGUCAACAAAAGAGGUUGGCUUCUUUCCAAGCAACUCUGUGAAGCCCUGCCCAUGUGUACCAAAGCCCGUCGAUUACUCUUUGCAGCCAUGGUUUGCAGGGCCCAUGGAGCGGCUCCAGGCAGAAGCGCAACUCAUCAACAGGGUCAACAGCACCUAUCUGGUCCGCCAUCGCUGUAGAGAGUACACGGAGUAUGCCAUCAGCAUAAAGUACAACAACGACGUGAAGCACAUAAAGAUCCUGACUAAGGAGGACUGCUUUCACAUCACUGAGAACAAGAAAUUCAGGAGUAUAUUAGAGCUGAUUGAGUACUACAAACACCACUCACUGAGAGAGGGCUUUAGGAGUCUGGACACUACGCUGCAGUUUCCUUUCCGAGAACUGGAGAGCACUACUGUGCACCGCCUCAACCGGCCUGGUGGCAAUGUGUUUACUUCCAAAGUGAUCGGUGUGGCCCUAGCGCGGUAUGACUUCAGCUCUCGUGACACACGGGAGCUCUCGUUGCAGGAGGGUAAUGUGGUUAAGAUCUACACAAAGUCAGGAGCUAAUGGCUGGUGGAGGGGCGAGGUCAACGGCAGGGUCGGCUGGUUUCCAUCCACGUACGUAGAAGAGAUUGAGGAGUGAAAGGUCCAGCAUGGGAAGAAGAAUAUAGCAAAAGAGGAAUAGUGGCAGUUGGUUAAGCAAAGUGAGCAAAUAUCACUGAGAAACAGCGAGGACUUGUACACCAACUGCAUGCUGCAGUGUUACUUUUGACUUCACUCUCCUUCAUGGAGGCUUGUUGCCUACAAACAUAUGCUUUUGGGAGAGAAAAGGCCACAGUGUGCUAUAGUGUGCAACUAACAGCUUUUCUGUCAUUGGGGCACAUGCCUUCAGCAGACAUCCCUCCUUGCUCCCCAUCUUCGUCCAUCCAUUCAUAAUUCAGCCUUUGCUCUCUCUUUCUCUUUGCCCCAGCCAGCCGGAGCCCUUAACUCCCAAAUGUUUCCAUUUGCCAAGCUGGCUGUCGCAAAGCUGUCAGAAGUAGACACUCAGAUGGCACUCUUCCAUACCCCAAUCCAUCCAUCCCUCCCACCACCCCUGGUGGGAGUAGAGUCAUCUGAGCUGGAAAAGACUCACACUCUGAAGGGAUCUCAGUCAGCUUUGACCUUGCUUGUGUGUUCAUUCCAUUCAUGUAGAUGAUAAAUGAGGACUUGAUGACCCAGCUUCACACACCACCCACCUCUCCUCCUCUUCAGACCUUCAUCACCACAUACACACACUUGUUUUCAUCCCUAUAUAAACUUGAAUUCAUUUCCAGGAGACUUACCCUAACCUUAACCAAAGCCAACACUUGCUCUAACUUUACAUCCCUUCCUUUUGAAAAAAUAGAUGAACUACAUCAUGUGGACCAGCCUCCAGUGUGUGAACAUAGUAACUCAUGGAUUUCAGGCCAUACAAGUAUAGAAAAUCGAGGCCACACACACACACACACACACACACACACUUGUUGUGCUUCCAUAACUUCUAGUGAUUUUACUUUAAUUUAGAUUCCUGGAGACUUACCCUAAUAUUAACCAUAACUACUACUUGCCUGGCUGGCUGGGAUUGUCUCCAGCCCCCCAGAUGUCAUACGGUCAUAUGAAGAUGGUUAAAACACGACCACUUUCUUUAGUCUGAAGUUUUUCUUUGCCUAUGUUCCAUGAGUUCUUCUCAACUCAGAUACAGAAGAGUUAGAGGGAACGUACCUAGAUUUCCACUCACACUGAUGCAUGACUUUUGAAAAAUCAUUCAUCUCAAACUGUAAUAAUUUAACAUGCAAUGUACAGAUAAUACAAUGAUAUGUUUGAGCAUAGCAUCCCUUAGUUUUCCACUUAACUGAAAACAUGGUGUACUUAGACAUUGUUGGAGUUUCACUUUAAGUUUAAAUACCACUGAUGUUGCUAACCAGGGGAAACUGCCACUGGUCAGAAUUUCCUUUCAGAGCUGUCCUCUUCCCAUGACAUCUUUAUUCUGUUGAUGUAUUUGACUGGUGACUAUUUUGCCAUAAGUAUCAUUUGUUAAUGUAAGUCAGAAUUUAUUGUACUGUAAAUAUAUGGUUUUGUAUGCAUAUAAUGGAGCCAUUAUGUUUGAAAGCCAUUAGUGACCCCUCGCCAAACCGGCUGCCAUGUGCCUCUAUCACAUAUGACAACAGUUCUUGUGCUGUCAUGUUAUUAUUUAACUGCUGAACUUUAGAAAUGGUUUUAAAGAACUUUUUGCAUUGUGACAUCUCUGUUUUGUUUUAAGAGCUUAUUUGAAUAACCACUAGAUGGAAGCAUCCUAAAUGCCUCUUCCUCUCCUAGCAGUCACUUUCAACUUGUUGAAAUUUGGUGAUGCUGAUUAAGAGGUGAACAGUAUGAAAGAGGCAUCAGCCACAGAUUAGUUGUUGUAAGGGAGAGAAGAUGCCUUAAUGAUGCACACUAAAGUAGGAUACAGUUCAGGUUUUUCCUAGGAUGUAGGGUUAAGGUUAGGCAAACCCCAAAUAUCUAAUGAAAUUAUUAUAAAAUACAUUUUAAAAUAAGUCACCACAUUGCCUAUCAUGAAUUUCUCAAUUUCUAGUAGGAACCAUAAUAUUUCCCCUCCUCUGCUCCUUCCUAAAAUGUCUGCAGUGUCUGAACAGUCAAACAUUAUCUUUAGGAAAUCUUAGAGACAGCUACAAUGGGCAGCAGCUCAGAUUAAAUCUAGCACAAGCCUGUCUCUUGUCAUAGGUGAACAGAAGAGGCAGAAUAGGCUUCUUUUUCCAUAGACUCUGGUGAUCUACUAAUGCACUCCCUCAGUCACUGGGGCUAUUUACACCUGCAGGCCUUCCUCUCCGCCAAGUGCGCUUCCAAAUUUUUUUGUAGGACUAGAGGAAGGCUCAACGGUAUCUAUGAUCUAAUCAUUACACUGCCCCCUCACUUCAGCAACACUGCUGCAUCCAUCUCUCUGUUGACUCCCUUCUCUCUCACCAUCUCUCUGUUCUCUGUUCACUCUGAUGCUCUGUAACUGCCACUGCUUCAUGUUGGCAGAAGGAGAACAGAAGAGUUAGUAUUGUUGGCCCAGGAAGGAGAUGGAGACAGCCUUUAUAAACAACCACAGAAAAAGUUUAAAUUCACCACAGACUAAUAGACUGAGAGAAAUAAUGCAGAUUAAAGAAUGAAUUUGAGUUUGCCUUCAUUUAAACUGACUGAUUAUGUCCAUAUGUGUAGGCACACAGUGUAUACAUGGGGGAAAAGACUGGAUCCAUUCAAAACUGAAUUCAUUACACAGUAAAAUGUGUAAAAGGUAAAGGGGCCUGAAUUUCUCAAUUUACCAGCCUGUAUCUAUGAAAAGACAUUAGGGCUCUUGGUAAUGAUGGCGUCCAAUCCAUGAGGACGACCACCUCAAAUACAGAUAAGAAAUGAUGGUUAAUGUUUGAAAUAGAAUUUUUCAGAUUUGUUAUGCUAAAUACUACAGACAGAUGUUUGCCAAUGAAAAGGCCAAGCCGGCGAAUUUAAGCAUGAGGCUAAUAGAAGAUUGCUAAUGUUACAUUGCACUCCAUUAGCAAACAUUAUGAGAAGAUAAGAUGUUUAUUACUUGCUAAACUGGUAUGCCUAAUGUUAGCUACAUGCUUAAAUUCCAGUGGAUUAGUAUGUUGGAUAAUAACUGAAAGUAUAUUAGCAGUCAUUUCUUACCUGUACUCCAAGCGGACGUCCUUACGGAGCAAAUGCCAUUAUGUUUUCUACUAUUUGAACUGGCGAGAUCAGGCAAGAAUGACAGCAUUACAUGGUGAGAUGCAUAAGCAUAAGCCCCAGUACAGUAUCUGUAGUUACAUAUUUAUGGAAGGGACCAAGGUAAUUAUGCUCCAACCCAGCCUGUGCAACUAAUGCUGCAUUUACAUAUGCAUGUGUAAGUGGGAAAUAUCUUGUUAACAAGUGUGACCAUUAAACUGUCUCAUGAAACAAUAGUGAUUGCUUUUCAACUGUGAUUACUGUCAUGACAGGUUUAAAACUGCCCCAGAAACACAACUUUCUCCUUGGUUCUCAUCAUGUCCACACCAACCAGUUGAAUGUGUAGUGGAGGAAAUUCCAAUUUAGAAUAUUCCUAGUUCCCAAAUUUCCUGGAGGCAACAAGAUUGAGGUUACCAUCGUCAACCUUCUGUGAUAGGUCCAUUUCUGUUAGCCCCGCCUCCUGCACCAGAA
Monopterus albus (swamp eel) is the source of this 6457-nucleotide messenger RNA. RefSeq names its product vav guanine nucleotide exchange factor 3 (gene vav3a). Gene Ontology annotation, cellular component: plasma membrane; cytoplasm. The coding region runs from base 405 to 2909 and encodes 834 amino acids. The record is from RefSeq and is a predicted model, not a curated record. Gene Ontology annotation, biological process: regulation of GTPase activity; cell migration; intracellular signal transduction. The transcript has 27 exons. Gene Ontology annotation, molecular function: guanyl-nucleotide exchange factor activity; protein binding. Lineage: Eukaryota; Metazoa; Chordata; Actinopteri; Synbranchiformes; Synbranchidae.